UAAUGGGCAAACCCUCUAACUUUUUUGAGUUUACCAUUUCCAACAUGGUUUUUGGUCAGAAGUGAAGCGGUAUAUAGGUGUUUGGUUUUCCUCUACAACGACAAACAUCGUCAGGCCCUGGUUAGAAAUCACUUCGGGCCUAAUCAUUAGGGACGUCAUGCUUUCAUCAACCUGGUAUUCAUUAUCCUUCCAAAAGGACGAUGUCCAAAUUCUGCGACUGGUCAUAACGCUGUGCUUCAGUUUGAAGGUCGCCACUUCUGCUAGUAUUAACAGCUCCAGUACUGGGACCAGCUCGUUUUGCCCGGACGCACAGACAGAUCAGGUGUUUCCUUACCUAAGUGAUUCCAAUGGUGAAUUUUUAUCCUCCAUAUGGCGUCCUGAGGACCUAGCAGAUAAUAUGUUUAUCACGUUACCAAGGAAACGACACCUGACAAUAUUAGACAUAUCUCGAAGAGUCAUUUACCCUAAUUCUGGAAGUCUGUUAUGGACAGAAGGAAAUGAAACUUAUUCAGAGGAAUUGUCUGAAAGAUGUCUUUUUCAAGGCAGUGUUGUUGGACACCUUGACAGCAGUGUGGCGGUCUCCCUUUGUAACGGUCUAAAUGGCUACAUCAUGACCGACCAAGAGGAGAUAAUGGUAGAAAAGCCAGCAGACGAUAUAUACCACUCAUUGACUGUAUGUAAUAUAGAAAACGAUGAAAAACGACAGGAGGAAAAGAGAUCUCGCAGGCGCAGAGCUGCCCCUAGAAGCCGGAAGUACAUGGAAGUGCUCGUGGUUGUUGAUUCCAAGACAGUGGCCCUUGUAAGCAAUGAGGCUGUUAAAACAUACGUCCUUACCAUUAUGAAUAUAGUUAAUUUGAUAUAUCAACAUGACUCACUUACUUCAGACAUCGAAAUUAUCACAUCUAAGAUCAUAAUGAUGGACAAGGAUACGGAAAAGAAUGUAGUACGGGCGUCGGACGCAAGACGGACAGUAGAUAACUUCUGUAGAUGGACAACGGUUCAAGCCUACAACAACCGUUACUAUGGCGGAGGAAUUAAUUUUGACGUCGCUGUCCUCCUCACGCGGACGGUCAUGGGACCAGCAGGUUAUGCUCCUAUCACGGGAAUGUGUAACCCUGCUAGAAGCUGCGCGGUUGUCAAGGACGAUGGGUUUACAUCUGCCUUUAUCGUCGCCCACGAAGUGGCCCACGUCAUAGGUUUGUAUCAUGACGGGCAUGGAAACACGUGUCAUGGACGGCAGUAUUCUACAGCCAUCAUGGCGCCAAUGGUCCAGUCCAACCUCCAACAUUAUUGGUGGUCUACAUGUAGCAACGACCGCAUGAAUCAAAUGUUGCUGGGUUUGACAUGUUUAAACAACAACCCACUGACCCGAGAAAAUACGGGUCACGUGACAGAUCCUAUUGGCGACCUUUGGUCUUUUGACCAGCAGUGUCGGUAUGAGUUCGGCGGCAGGCACACGGCUUGCAGAGCGUAUUACGGUGACCUUUGCGCCCAGCUAUGGUGCGGUGACCGCAGUGGACGCCGAGUUUGCAAGACCAAGAGGGCAAGAGCACUAGAGGGUACAUCAUGUGGCACGGAUAAGUCUUGUAAGGAAGGAGUUUGCACUUACCAUGGGCGGAAGGAUCCGGUCAAUGGAGGCUGGGGUGAAUGGGCAGCUUGGGGGUCGUGUUCAAACGACUGUGGAGUUGGUCUCAAACAAAGAGCCCGUAGUUGUAACAACCCUAUACCUCUGUAUGGCGGCCGUUUAUGUACUGGUGAAGAUGAACAGAUAGAGACUUGUACAAGUGAGGUCUGUACGUCCUAUUCUGACAUCCGGGCGUUACAGUGUACAGUUCUAGAUGCCCUGCCAGUUCGCUCGUCCCGGAAUACCUGGCUCCCCUAUCAGACGGACAAAGAGGAACUUCUUUGUUCUCUAACCUGUAUAUCUAACACUACCGGGGAAAUAGCAACAUUCAGGGACAUCCCCAUGGAUAACGGCACGCCCUGCAAAUACGACCCACCUUACGGGAUCUGCAUGGAUGGAAAAUGUGUGGCAGUCGGAUGUGAUGGAGUCAUCAACUCUACUAUAACUGAGGAUGAUUGUGGUGUGUGUGGCGGUAACGGUUCCGACUGUAAAACGGUCAAAGGUCAAUUCCGCCGGAAGUUGGCAUAUGCCGGACGCAAUGACGUGUACGAGAAAAUCCUUGUCCUCCCAAAGGGAUCACGCGGGAUCAACGUGACCGAAUCAAAACGGUCCCCACACUUCCUCGCUUUAAAAGACCCAUAUUACGGUUCGUAUCCAUUAAAUGGAUAUGGAAAGCCAGGGUCAUCCAAAAAGUUCGUCGCUAAUGGCGCAUGGUUUGUAUAUACGUCAAAAUGGAAUUUGGAGAGUUUGGAGUCCAUUGGUCCACUGAGGAAGGAACUCCACUUGCUGGUUUAUCCACAAAAUGCCAAAGAAGAGGCCGAUAUCCAUUAUUCGUACACUGUCAUGAAAGACGAUUAUACUUACGAGAAAAACAUUUUUGAAUGGAAGUACGAGGGUUGGACGGACUGCAGUGUAACUUGUGGUACAGGUGUUCAGAGCCUGGUAUACGGCUGUUACAGUAAAGAAAAUGCAACCAAAGUUGACGAUGAACAAUGCAAAUAUUUAGAAGGAAAAGACAGCGAACCCGUUAAAUGCGAAAGGAUGCAAUGCAGUGCAUUCACAUACUACUGGACGAUGUUGGUUGAAUGGAGUGAGUGUUCUGCCACCUGUGGAGACAAUGGUACUCAGACACAGAUGUAUACGUGUGAAAUGCGCAACUCUGACGGUACCGGAGAUGAGGUAGAUCUUUCAAUGUGUAGUGGUCUGCCACAUCCGAACUACACACGUGCUUGUAAUCGGAUACCUUGUGUGAACCCCACAGUUCCCGACAUUUUUAAGUGGAUCGUUUACAACUGGAGCGAGUGUAGCACCACGUGCGGUGACCAUGGUGUCCAGAUGGCCACAGUCGAAUGCAUCAGACUUGCCGUUGACAAUAUAACAGAGGUAGUUGAUGAUGGUUUCUGUUUGAAUGAGUCGGAACCGAAUAGGACACGAUCGUGCUCCCUGGAACAAUGUGUUGAAUAUACAUAUCAAUGGAUUUUGUCAGAUUGGAGUGGAUGUAGUGUUAGUUGUGGGGAAGGGGUGGAGAGAUUGUGGUAUGUAUGUGAGAGGGAAUCAGUAGGGGCCUUUGAGGCUGUAUCAGGGACGUUCUGUGAUAGUUUACCGAGUCCAAAUUCAACUCGUCCUUGUGCAAGGGACCCAUGCUAUCACUACCAAUGGAGUGCUUAUCAAUGGAGCGAGUGUUCCACCACGUGUGGUGAUGACGGUGUGCUUGAAGUUAUGUUUGUAUGUGACCAAAUAUCACCUGACAAUGAAAGUAUCACUGUUACUGUAAAUAAUAGAUAUUGCAACAACAUUCCAAGACCAAAGUCUACAAAAACUUGCAACCGAAUACCUUGUUACACUCAUGAAUGGGUCGUAAACAGCACGGAGUGCAGCGAAAGUUGUGGUGACGAAGGAAUUUUAGACAUGGUGUACGCAUGUCAGAAAAUACAUGGAAAUGGUACGCUUCUAGAAUACGUAGACAAUGAAAAUUGCUAUGAAAAUGAGCGACCGGAAGUAGAAACUGCUUGCAACAGAAUUCCAUGUCCGGUGCAGACAUACACCUGGAAGACAUUUGAUUGGGUGCCGUGUUCACAUUUAUGUGGGUCCGACGGCAUUCAGAUCCCGAUACUUAGCUGUCAGACAUCAGAAGCUGAAGAGGUUGACCCUACACUGUGUGGACCUGUGACGUCACCACCGACAGCAUUAGAGUGCAACAGAUUUCCAUGCCCUAGGGAAUGGCAGUCUAGCGAAUGGUCAAAGUGUUCCGUAUCCUGUGGUGGUGGGGUUCGGACUCGCAAUGUAUUCUGCACUCAACCUGAGCCCGAAAAUGAUGACGUCAGUCAGUGUCCAGGAGAUCGCCCCAGUAGAGAGCAGAAGUGUAACACUGGCUCAUGUUCUAGAGGUCGCCGGUGUGUACAAGAUCGAAUACGUUCAUGUCCACGACGCGCCUCAAGGGCCAAGUGUUCCUACGCGAGCUACAGAAAAAUGUGUUGUAGGACAUGUCAGCGAUUACUACGGCUCGGCUAGACAUCAACAGACACCUAACAGUAGCUGCCAACGUAAGUGUUAGGUUUUUUUUUGGCAAAGGCUGUGUUUGAAAAGCUGUCAACGUUAUUGUAAACAUUUUGGCAGACAGUGGUUGAAUGGCUGUCAACGUUAGGGUGAAAAUUGCGAUAAAUGCAAUAGGUGAAUGUCAUCGAAUGUGAGUGUGAACAUUUGGGUCAUAGCUUGUAGUGUUAGGGAAGAAUUUUGGGUAAGGCCAAAGUUUGACAGCCACCAAUGAUAGGCUUGACAUUUGAGCAAAGACUAUGGUUACAUAGCUGUCAAUGUAAGAGUUGGCAUUUUGGCAAAAAAACCUGUGACAAAAUAGGGGUUCCUAUAAACGAUAAGCUGGGCAUAUGGGCAAAUGCAGAUGAUGACUACUGAGAAUUAUUUGCCUACGUUUCGAUGGAACUUUCAGCAAACAGAUGACUCUUGUGGAAUAAACACCAGUGUUAAAGUAAUUUAACAAAAUCAGAUUAUAAUUGCUGGACAAAAGGUGAACGUUAGGGGUUGAUCUAUAUUCGGACGAAGACAGAGAGGUUUGGAAUCGGUAACAAUAUAUUAGAACAAUUACCAAGAGAAUUUUUGUCGAUACAGGAAUAAUUAUUGAUGUUAUUUAUCUUUAUUGUUUAAAGUGUUUCAAAUAUCAUUAGAUAAACAGGAAAAAAUGACCCUGGUACUGUUUAUUGAAAAAUCAAAAUGUUGCUUUGCUUUUUUUUUAUUAAUGACGCGCCUUUGCAGGCUGACAACGUCCUGUUUGCUAGUACAAUGCGUUUUUUCUAUCUGCAAAAGUGUACAAUUUAUUUGAGGAAUAAAUGUCAUACCGGUAUAUUUAAAUAUGUGUUACUGUAGUUAUGAUUUCCAACGCUUUGCUUUAAACGUAAAUUCUAACUCGAUUUAAGCUCAAAGAAGUCGUUACCGAAAGUGUAAUCCAUUACAUGGAGAAACCAUUUGACUGAUGUACUCCCGCCGUUCCAAUGGUGGUAAUUAUAGCAUGGCCAUUUCUACGUCCAUCAAGGAGGUUGAUAUAUACAAAGCUGUCUUUUUCCUGUGUUUAUGUGGGGUUAUAUAUACUGUGUACAUGGUUUGGUAUGAUAUAUUUAUAGAGUCAAUGUAUACAUAUAUACAGUGUGUGGUGCUAUGUAAAAUCCAUAUACAUUUUUAAGGUUAUACAUUUUGUUGAUGUUCACAGGAAAAUAAAUACACAGAUACCAAACGAAACAUGAAAAUAAGGAAUUGAUUAUCGGGUUUUAUAUAAAGGAUAGAAAAUAUAUAGAUAAUAAAGGAAAUGCCCACACAUCGCAAACAUCAGCGUUAAUUGUGAAAUAAUAUCCUUGAAAAUUGAAAACAUUGACAGUAUAAUAUAUAUCAUGGUAAUGCUUUAUAACUCGAUCAAGCAUUUUCAUUACAUUAUGUAGCUUAAAAAUUAUGUUAUCAGUCCAUAGCGUAAAAUGACGUCACCAAUUGUAACGUCGGCUUUGGCUGUCUGAAACAAUGGCGUACUAAUUUCUGGGGGAAAAUGAGACAUCAUAAAAGUAGAUUUCUACAUAGAUUGUGUAAAGUAUAUUAAAUUAUAAGGCCUAACUUGAAUAUAUUUUGUUUUCAUUUUAUGGAAGUACAAAAAGGGGAGUACUCUCAUCAUUAAUCACAUCACGGUUUGUCGACACUAAACAAUAUCCAAUCUGAUCCUUAAAUUACGAUACAUGGAGUAUAUUAAUUGAUUAUCAUUUUCUUAUUAAUUAACAAAAGUAAAAAAAUAUUGUCAUCAAUUGAGGCCUGAUCCGGUAUGAAGUGAUUGGCAGACGUACCUGUAUUUAUUCUGUGAUCAGAAAAAAAACGUUCAUUAAUUUCAAUAUAUCGCGAUCGUAAGUUUUCCAUUGUAUUACCUUGAAAUUAGUUCCCAUCGUCUUCUUAAAUGUAAUUCAAUGUGAACGAGUUAGAAUUUGUUUGACGAUAUAUUACUUGGAUUCGGGUAAUUUGCGUUAGAAAGGUCAUAUAUUCAAAAUUUUGAUACAUUUAACAUAUAUAUCAUGCAAAAAUAUCACAGGAAGGGCAAGAUAACAAAUAAAAAGACUACAAAAAUAGGGUAGUGGUUUGUAUAGACAAAGUGCUAGGGCCUUGAGCUUUGGGCAAUAUUUGUAUACACAUAUUGACAGAACUACUGUUUUUAGGUUUUAAGACACAACUAGCAUAGUCUUUAUAGAGGAAAUGGUUUUUCUUUAAUUUUUGAGGUUCAAGUCGCAUUGGAAAGACAAAGUCGUGCAGUUAAAUAUGAUAGGGAUACGCGUGGUAUCAUUACUGUCAUACCGGCGACAAUAAGAAUGAAUAAAACAAUUAGCACGUUUCAUACAUAUUUGAAAUGUUUUGAUGAAAUCUGUUGGAAAACCGUGCUGAACACAAAAUAGUGAACAUAUCUAACAAGAUUUUAUAUUUGUUAGAAUCCCUUAAAAAUUGAUGACGAUAUUGCAUUGAUUUUGUAAAUUUUGUUUGUUAUAUUGAACAUUUCGUGUACAUUUUUAUACGUUUUGUAGUAGAAGUUUACAAUUCAACUAUUUGUAUGAAGUGUGGUGCUAAAGGGAUUUUUGGUCUCGUGAAAGAGACAAUAUGUGUAUAUUUUGUAAAUAUUGAUCAAAUUUGAAAUGAUGCAAUUAAAAUUACUGAAAUAAAA
Pecten maximus is the source of this 6818-nucleotide messenger RNA. Its product is annotated as A disintegrin and metalloproteinase with thrombospondin motifs 3-like. Gene Ontology annotation, molecular function: metalloendopeptidase activity. The transcript is spliced from 23 exons. Bases 158 to 4135 code for a protein of 1325 amino acids. Gene Ontology annotation, cellular component: extracellular matrix. Gene Ontology annotation, biological process: extracellular matrix organization; proteolysis. Lineage: Eukaryota; Metazoa; Mollusca; Bivalvia; Pectinida; Pectinidae. The record is from RefSeq and is a predicted model, not a curated record.